AAUGGUCUCCACCAGGUUAUAUCGUGAGUAUUUUAUGGUCUCCACCAAUUUAAAACAUAACCUCACUCUGAGGCAAAACGAAUGCACGCGUUUAAUAAAGACAACGCAUAACUAAGAACAGUUAUACGAAGUAGUGCAUUAAAUUAGUGCGGGGUGAGAAGUAAUUCUGUCGAAAGCCCAGCAACUAGCACAAGUCUGACCGUCCUUAAGAAAUAAAAACGACGACGCAAGAGUUUCUUCCCAACUCAGACCUGAAUUACGAGAAUAUGGUUUGAUAACAAAAUAUGAUACAGAGUAUAUAAUAACGUGAUACGGUUUGUCCAUUUGUAACCACACAAAUAUAAAAAAUAUGUUGCACUUUUGCCUUUUAUACCCCCUUUCUGUAAUGCAAUACAAACAGUGCUGCCACUUUGUUUACAAUUUGCCAAAAUAUGUUGAAACUACUAAAAAUGUCAACUGUAAAUGGUAAAAAGUUCAUUUUGCAAACCCCUUUUCCAUUUUUACACUUUUUUGCAUAGAUAGUGUGUUAAAUGAAAACAAAAGUGCAUUUACAUACAUUACAGAUUAAAAAAAGAAAAAAGUAAAAACAUUAAAACAUUUUGAAAAGUUUCGCAUUGCCAAUUUGCAUCUGAACUUAACUAAAAUGGCAAUGGAAAUAAAAACUGAGUACGAAACCGAAAUUGGUCCAACACAAGUGGUAUUUGAAGUUAUUGAUGUACCAAAUACCACCAAAAAGAUUGUCAUAUGGUCAGAAAGUGAAACACAACAGCUAUUGGAUCUUUAUGAAAAUUUCUACCCGCAAGUUGGUCCACAUAUGAGAUUUAAACACAAAAAAGAUAUGUGGACCGAAAUUGCUACACAUUUUCCUGGAAGACAUCGUAAACAAUGUGAGGAACGUUAUAAGACUGUUCUGAAGAGAAAGAAAAAAGGUUUACCUGAGGCGAAUGUUUUAGAAGCAGAGGAAUGGGAGGAAAAUCCCAUAAAAACGAUGAAAAUACUUGAAGAAGAACGAGCAGCUGAGGAACAAACAAAAACGUUUAGGAAUGUUAAUAUGUGGACCAACAGUGAGACGAGGCUGCUUAUGAGUCUUCAUAGGACCUUAAUAAAGGAGGUGGGAAAAAGAUUUACAUUUCAAAAAGAUAUGUGGCGAGAAAUAGCUACAAAUUUUCCCGGCAAGCAACCAAACCAAUGUGAACAGCGUUACAAAACUGUUCAAAAGAGAAAAAAGAAAUGUGUAUAUACAAAGAGCAGAAGGAAAACCAACGAUUUUAAAAACAAAGAUUCUGUUGGAAAUAGUAUAUGGAGAAACAAUAGAAUUGCUAAAAACCAUAUAAAUAAAUGUACUAAUGAUACAGAAAUGGAUGAGCUUAUUACACUAGGAGAGGAAGUUAAUAACGUACCGAAAACUAUGGAAGUUAUUACGGAGAAUAUUAGUGAUAUAUAUACUAAAAUACCACAGUCCAGCACUACUAAAGAGCCUUUUAAACAGGAACGAAAAGAUCUUAGUUUAGCGGAGAUUUUGUGGGAAAUAGCGGCAAAAAAGGAAGAAGCUAAGGAAAGACGUCAUAGAGAAAGAAUGGAAGCUACUAAACAAUUACAGAAUAUAUUACAACAAAUCUUGAAUUCAAAAAAUAUAUCAUAGUAAUAAAAAAAUUUAAUUUGCUA
Messenger RNA from Lucilia cuprina (Australian sheep blowfly), 1665 nucleotides. RefSeq lists its product as uncharacterized. Gene Ontology annotation, biological process: regulation of DNA-templated transcription. Gene Ontology annotation, molecular function: RNA polymerase II cis-regulatory region sequence-specific DNA binding; DNA-binding transcription factor activity, RNA polymerase II-specific. Gene Ontology annotation, cellular component: nucleus. NCBI's taxonomy places the organism in Eukaryota, Metazoa, Arthropoda, Insecta, Diptera, Calliphoridae. The transcript is spliced from 2 exons. The coding region runs from base 644 to 1642 and encodes 332 amino acids. The record is from RefSeq and is a predicted model, not a curated record.